AUGUCGAUUCCGUGUUUGUUUGAAGAUCGCUUCACAGUGCGAAAUGUGGACAACAGCAAAUUUGAACAUGUCAGCAGAAUACGCGCUAAGAGCUCUGGCCUUGAUGCGGAUCUCAUCUUAGAUGUACACAACCAGCUGCUGCCUGUAGCGGAGAAACAGGGGCUGCACAUUGGCCUUACAAAUUCCCUCGGGGGCCCCGAUCGCAAAGACGAUGCUGCAGCAGAUUCGCAGGUGUUGAACGGCUACGACUAUGUUAUGUAUGGCAAAGUGUUUAAGCUGGAGGAGACAUCUUCAGAGAGACGGACGUUAUAUUUGUCUUUUGGGGGUCUCUUAAUGUCGUUAGCGGCAGAUAAACAUGUUGUCGGAGACCUCGAGCUCGAUAUGCGGGUCUACCUGUUGGUGAAGCGUUCUCCAGACUCUCUAGUAGACUAG
Messenger RNA from Eimeria acervulina, 432 nucleotides. RefSeq names its product RNA polymerase, putative. Gene Ontology annotation, molecular function: DNA-directed RNA polymerase activity. Bases 1 to 432 code for a protein of 143 amino acids. Gene Ontology annotation, biological process: DNA-templated transcription. The record is from RefSeq and is a predicted model, not a curated record. NCBI's taxonomy places the organism in Eukaryota, Apicomplexa, Conoidasida, Eucoccidiorida, Eimeriidae. The transcript has 3 exons. Gene Ontology annotation, cellular component: RNA polymerase I complex; RNA polymerase II, core complex; RNA polymerase III complex.